Messenger RNA from Pseudoliparis swirei, 2552 nucleotides. Its product is annotated as dual specificity protein phosphatase 13-like. Gene Ontology annotation, molecular function: protein tyrosine/serine/threonine phosphatase activity; MAP kinase phosphatase activity. Bases 127 to 684 code for a protein of 185 amino acids. The transcript has 3 exons. NCBI's taxonomy places the organism in Eukaryota, Metazoa, Chordata, Actinopteri, Perciformes, Liparidae. Gene Ontology annotation, biological process: negative regulation of MAPK cascade; protein dephosphorylation. The record is from RefSeq and is a predicted model, not a curated record. Gene Ontology annotation, cellular component: cytoplasm.
UGUCCAGUGACAGCAGAUAAACACCUGCUCGUACAGAUCAUCCUGAGCCGGAGCCGAAGGGAACUGCUUUCAUACAACAAACAUUUAGACUAGCAAUUGAUCUAAGACGGGACAUUUGGACUUAAAAUGUCAGAAUCGAAGGACAAGAGAAAGGAGUAUCUAAGUGUGAAAGAUCUGCAGAAGGUUUUGGACUCGUGCAAACUACAUCUUCGUCAAGUUGAUGAGGUCUGGCCAAACAUAUAUAUAGGGAAUGUGGCAGUAGCCCAAAACAAGACUUCAUUGCUGAAAUUAGGUAUAACUCAUGUAUUAAACGCUGCUCACUCCAAGCGAGGCAGCAUAGGGAACCAAAGCUUUUAUGGCAGCGGCUUUGUGUAUUGUGGCAUUCCAGCAGAUGACUCGACACACUUUGAUCUGGAUGUUUACUUCCAGACUGCAGCUGAUUUUAUUCAUAAAGCUCUGAAUGCACCUGAUGGGAAAGUUCUGGUGCACUGCAUCAUGGGAAUGAGCCGGUCAUCGACCUUGGUGUUAGCGUACCUCAUGAUCUACCGUCACCUCCCGCUCAAACGGGCUUUGCAGAAAUUGAUCCAGAAGAGAGCCAUCUACCCCAACAGGAAUUUCCUGGCUUUGCUGUUGGAUCUGGAUCUGCAGCUGACAAGAAAAAAACAAACAUGUCAGAUCCUGUAAUCAAGAGAAGUUUACAAUUUUUUAGCCACACAGCCACGUGGUGUCUCGAGAUGGAGAUGGAGAUGCCAGUCAGUCUGUUGGUCCAGACUGAAGUCAUGAAAUUUGGUUUAACAUAUGACUGAAUUUCUGUGAGACUGCACUUUGAGAUUAACAGCUAAUAUAUAGCAUGUUAGCAUGUUAGCAUGUUGAAUGUAAACCAAAAAACAAGACGAAUGGCAAAGCUGCAAUUUUCUGAGCAGGAAAUUAGAACAUUUAAUGCAUAUUAACAUGCUAAAUGUUCACGGUAAGAUGUAGAAUGCAGAAUCGAUGUUUCAGCAUAUAACGACCUUCUUCAAGUUGCUCGCGUGCUACACCAACAUGUUAGCAUGCUAAGUAUGCUAACAUACUAAAGAUUGCAUGCUAAAUAUUAGCUAUUUAAAACAAUUUAUGUUUUGAUAAUGGAAGGCUUUUGUAGGCUACAUGUGUCAUGCUAACAGCAUGGUAACAUCCAAUAAACUGGUUGUUAAUAUGCAUGGAGGCAUGAUGGUAGUAUGUUAACACGUGAACACAAUUAUCUGCAUUAUCAUCUUCCAAAUGUUAAGGACAUUUGACGUUUUUAAAAUGUGUUUAGCGGUAGAAAUUAUAAAAAACAAGGAACAUUUUAAAAUGACAGUUUAGAAAGUAAAUGCAAUGUGAUGUGAAAACAGAGACGAGGCUGAACAAUGUAUGACAAUGAUAAGGAUAUGUGGUGAAUAUUGAUGUAUUUCAGAUACUUCACAUUCUUGUAAGAGUUAUUGUUCUUCAGCACCUCAUUUAUUACAGCAGAAUGGACCAAAUGUUUUUACAAAGCAUUAUCUUUUUCUAAACUCUGGGGAUGACUCAGAAUCAAAAUAUUAAACAUGCUUUUGAACAUUCAAACUCAAAAUGGGAACUAAUCCACAGCAUCCGUCUUGAACAAGAUCCAUGUUCCUUUCUUUUGGUGUUGUUCGUCAAGCCAGUUGAGCUCAUCACCAAUGUACAUCAAACAGUUUCAGAUAUUUUGUUUGUCUUUAUUUGGAGCAACAUUAGAGAGGUCAGACACAAAAAGCUGCAUCAUUAUAUAUAUAUCAUUAUACUCAACCUCACUGUAACAGACGCAUAUGCACACUGAAUAAAAUGGCAUGAUUUGUAUUGCUGAAGUCAGAAUUUGAAUUUCAAUAUAGGCUAUGGGUUUCAGCUAUGGAUAUUUAAUUUGGUAAUAAGUUCAAAUAAUAUACAGUCAAUAAAAUUCUGGAAAGAAUUUUGAUGUAAAGAAAUGUUUGUAAUAUUUCAACAUAUUCUUUGUCUAUCUUCUGUGUUUGUUUUUGACAUAUUAUUUAUGUUUUAGGCCAGACUGAGUAUGUCAGCUUUUCUGUUGUAUUUACCAAGUGAUCCACAUAUAAAGUAAAAGAGAAAGUCCUGACUUUGCCGAAUAUCCAGGUGUUGAUUAAGCACAUUUCACUUAGAAGAAGAAUCUCAGGAGAGACUUUAUCCUCCCUCCUGUGCUGGUAGCUCGGGUAUCCUAAAAAGGAAUCCAGAGGACGAUGCCAGAAUUAUUUUGAGCUGAUAUUCAGAAGUUAAAAUAGCAAAAAAGGUUGCAGGGUAGAUUGCCAAGGAGAACGUAGACAGUUGUGCUGUCGACCUACAUGUCGCUCUUCUACAGAGAGAGCUUGAAAAGCAACGUCUCCAGCCGAGGCAAGUGUCUGAUAACAAAUUGUUGUUCCGGAUUGGUUGCAGAUUGAAGUCCAUGUUGGAACCAUUUUAUUAGGCUGUAUAGUGGAUGGAUAUAUAGUACUGUAAACCUUUGUUUGCAAGGUACAGUAAACAUGUUUCUGAAGCACUUUAAUAAACAAGGAUACACUGUAAUGAUA